UAUAACAGUGGCAGGAGGAGGAGAGCAAAGCUAUUGAGCCAGCGAGGAGUGAAGCUGAGCCUGGCCUCACACGCUCCUAGAGGACCAUCUCCUGAGACAGAGUUCUUUCUCCCCCUUCUCUUUCUCCAAGCUCCCCUCCUGCCUUCCUCCCUGCCCGGUACAAUGCAUUCUUGAGUGGCAGCGUCUGGACUCCAGGCGGCCCCAGAGAACCGAAGCAAGCCAGAGAGAGGACUGGAGCCAAGACACUCUGGUGGGGGAGCUUGGAUGCCUGACUUUCUUUGAGGACAUCUUUGGAGCAAGGGUGGCUUUGGGGUGGGGGGUUGUGCUGCAGGGAAUCCAGCCAGGCCCCAAGAUGGACACUUCUGGGCACUUCCAUGACUCGGGGGUGGGGGACCUGGAUGAAGACCCCAAGUGUCCCUGUCCAUCCUCUGGAGAUGAGCAGCAGCAGCAACAACAGCAGCAGCAGCAACAGCAGCAGCAACAACAGCUUCAGCAGCAGCAGCAGCAACAGCAGCAACCACCACCACCGCCAGCGCCACCAGCAGCCCCCCAGCAACCCCCAGGACCCCCGUUGCAGCCUCAGCCUCCGCAGCUUCAGCAGCAGCAGCCACCGCAUCCCCUGUCUCAGCUCGCUCAACUCCAGAGCCAGCCUGUCCAUCCCGGCCUGCUGCACUCCUCUCCCACUGCUUUCAGGGCCCCCCCUUCGUCCAACUCCACCACCAUUCUCCACCCUUCCUCCAGGCAAGGCAGCCAGCUCAAUCUCAAUGACCACUUGCUUGGCCACUCUCCAAGUUCCACAGCCACAAGUGGGCCUGGUGGAGGCGGCCGGCACCGGCAGGCCAGCCCCCUGGUGCACCGGCGGGACAGCAACCCUUUCACAGAGAUCGCCAUGAGCUCCUGCAAGUACAGCGGUGGGGUCAUGAAGCCCCUCAGCCGCCUCAGCGCCUCCCGGAGGAACCUCAUUGAGGCUGAACCCGAGGGCCAACCCCUCCAGCUCUUCAGCCCCAGCAAUCCCCCCGAGAUCAUUAUUUCCUCCCGGGAGGACAACCAUGCCCACCAGACCCUGCUCCAUCACCCCAAUGCUACCCACAACCACCAGCACGCCGGCACCACCGCCAGCAGCACCACCUUCCCCAAAGCCAACAAGCGGAAAAACCAAAACAUUGGCUAUAAGCUGGGACACAGGAGGGCCCUGUUUGAAAAGAGAAAGCGACUGAGUGACUAUGCUCUGAUUUUUGGGAUGUUUGGAAUUGUUGUUAUGGUGAUAGAGACCGAGCUCUCUUGGGGUUUGUACUCAAAGGAUUCCAUGUUUUCGUUGGCCCUGAAAUGCCUUAUCAGUCUGUCCACCAUCAUCCUUUUGGGUUUGAUCAUCGCCUAUCACACACGUGAAGUCCAGCUCUUCGUGAUCGACAAUGGUGCGGACGACUGGCGGAUAGCCAUGACCUACGAACGCAUCCUCUACAUCAGCCUGGAGAUGCUGGUGUGCGCCAUCCACCCCAUCCCCGGUGAAUACAAGUUCUUCUGGACGGCGCGCCUGGCCUUCUCCUACACCCCCUCGCGGGCGGAGGCCGACGUGGACAUCAUCCUGUCCAUCCCCAUGUUCCUGCGCCUGUACCUGAUCGCCCGCGUCAUGCUGCUUCACAGCAAGCUCUUCACCGAUGCCUCCUCCCGCAGCAUCGGGGCCCUCAACAAGAUCAACUUCAACACCCGCUUCGUCAUGAAGACCCUCAUGACCAUCUGCCCCGGCACCGUGCUGCUGGUGUUCAGCAUCUCGCUCUGGAUCAUCGCCGCCUGGACGGUCCGCGUGUGUGAAAGUCCUGAAUCACCAGCCCGGCUGUCAUCACUUCCUGCCUGGUACCAUGACCAGCAGGACGUAACUAGUAACUUUCUGGGUGCCAUGUGGCUCAUCUCCAUCACAUUCCUUUCCAUUGGUUAUGGGGACAUGGUGCCUCACACGUACUGUGGGAAAGGUGUCUGUCUCCUCACUGGCAUCAUGGGUGCCGGCUGCACUGCCCUCGUGGUGGCCGUGGUGGCCCGAAAGCUGGAACUCACCAAAGCCGAGAAGCAUGUUCACAACUUCAUGAUGGACACUCAGCUCACCAAACGGAUCAAGAAUGCUGCAGCCAAUGUCCUUCGGGAAACGUGGCUAAUCUAUAAACACACAAAGCUGCUAAAGAAGAUUGACCACGCUAAAGUCAGGAAGCACCAGAGGAAGUUUCUCCAGGCUAUCCACCAACUAAGGAGUGUCAAGAUGGAGCAGAGGAAGCUGAGUGACCAAGCCAACACCCUGGUGGACCUUUCCAAGAUGCAGAACGUCAUGUAUGACUUAAUCACAGAACUCAACGACAGGAGCGAAGACCUGGAGAAGCAAAUCGGUAGCCUGGAGUCCAAGCUGGAGCACCUCACUGCCAGCUUCAACUCUCUGCCCCUGCUUGUCGCCGAGACCCUGCGCCAGCAGCAGCAGCAGCUCCUGUCUGCCAUCAUCGAGGCCCGGGGCGUCAGUGUGGCGGUGGGCACCACCCACACCCCACUCUCCGACAGCCCAAUUGGGGUCAGCUCCACCUCCUUCCCCACCCCAUACACAAGUUCAAGCAGUUGCUAAAUAAAACUCCCCACUCCAGAAGCAUUACCCAUAGGUCUUAAGAUGCAAAUCAACUUUCUCCUGGUCACUUUGCCAUCAAGGAACAUUCAGACCAGGGGACAGAAGGAAGAGAGACCACGUUAAUUAACUAAUUCGUGUUCACUCAGCGUGCUUGGUUCGAUAUGCCUUGAAACCAGAAAUCUAAUCUCUGUUUAGGUGCCUCUACUUGGGAGCGGGAAGAGGAGAUGACAGGAAGCGUCGCCUCUGGCAGGGCCCUUGCUGCAGAGCUGGUGGAGAACAGAAAUCCACGCUCAAUCUCAGUGUUGAAUGGAUUGAGUACACUCACACCUGGAAUGCUGACCCAGUGACUCAGAGCUCCCGCUAUAACCUUUCUGAUCACUCAGUGGCAGGUAAAAGUACUCGAAUAUUCCCCCAAGUAUCUAUACACUUGAAUUAAAAAUAAUAGAGCCACCCCCUCAUCACUUAAGCCAUAUUAUAGUGUCAUGUACUGUAAAGUGAGGGAUGUACUGUGAUACUUUAAGACCACUAAUCUCAGUGGAAUUUCAGGACAUAGCAUCAUGUGGUAAUUAUGCCUGACUAAGGGUUCAUUCUUCCUUAGAUUGAAGUCCAAAAAACGAUCUGCACCUCUGGAUCAAAGGCCACGUAUGUGUGAUCAGCAUUAGUGGAUAGUCAUAGAGUGCUUAUGAUCUGCUCUUAUUAUUCUCAUAGUAUGGAACUCCAUGACUUCACAUCUCUAGAAAUGCUUAAUACAACCCAAAAGAGCUAAGAGGGGUGCAGCCAGGAGUCAAUACUGACUUCUGACCUCAGCAGAUGUCAGUGGUAUAACAAUCUCAUAAGCUUAAGAGGUGUAGAAAAUGUAUGUGCAAGUAAAAUCCAAAGUUCUGAGCAAGGGCAAGCUAUUGCUAUUGAUUAAAAGCCAAGAAGGAAUAUCAUUGAAGAAAUGAUUUUAAUGUUUCAGACUUUCCCCCUUAGAUUUUCAAUAAUUACCUUGUGAACAAUCAUGGAGAAAAGGAAAACUAGAGAUACAGAAUCAGAAUAAAUAAAACUCUAAAACUGGGAUCCACAUCUUUGGCAAUUAACCUCAGACCUCAAUUUCUCUGUACUUAAGAUGAAAAUAAUAGUUAAUAUUUUAAAGUGCCAAGUAUUCAAUAGAAUUUAAAAAAUAGAAUCACUACUAUUACCCAGAUAGACUCUUUUUAGUUCACUCUUUGAUGAUGCAUCUGCAUGCAGUCAACAGUUCCCAAAAAGUAAUUAUUACAUAUCAACGAGGUAAUGAAAUUACCAGGGAGAAAUAUGGGGUUAGCAUUGUUCCAGGACCUCUCUCUUGCUUCAGUGUGUACCUCGACAAUGGUGCAACUCAAAAUCAGUGUUUCAUCCCAGAACAAAUGGUGUUGCCACCUUCACAGUGCCACAACUGAAACUCUAUGAAGUCAUUGCACUAUCACUAGGUUACUGUUGUUUUUUUUUUUUUAAUUGACUUCUUAAAUCCAAGAAGUUAACUUUAAAUCCUUGGGAAAACAAAACAAAACAAAACAAAACAACCAUGUCCCUAGUUCUAUCCAGUCAUUCUGCUUCCCUGGAAGUUGCUUAAAUGUAGGAUCUGCUGGUGGUCAAUUUGCUGUCCCUGUUGAUUCCGCAGCAUUUGGUUUCAGUACCUUAGACAGCUAUUUGUGGUUUCCUGGUAGGCACGGAUGAGCCACUUCCUCCCCCUGCAGUCUGUGGGCUUGAUGACGCCUGGACAGUUCCCUUUCUUCUCUACUGCCACCAAAGUAAUCAUUAUGGGAACAGUAUCACUGAUACACUAAGACAGGAAUAUACAGGGAUCGCAACAUUAAGUGUCUGCCUCUGGUAUAGGUGAGUGGCCUUCACCCUGAAAGUGUGUGUCAGGCUGCAUGAUAAGAAAUUAAUACUAAACUCCCAUCAGACAAGUACUAGGUAGAUUUUUUACUGAAAUAGAAGCUUAUUAAAAAGUACUCAGUGCAAUGGUAUGUACAAAUAGAGAAAAAAAUAACUGUGAUCUUUUUUUCCUACACUAUUACUGGAAAUGCCCAAAUAUGAACUGGAGUUCGUUCCCUCUGAACAAAUCCAUUGUCAAAUCUUCAACGUGUAACCUCCAAAUCUAGGUGCCGAGUGCUUUGUGGCAGUUGUUUACACACCUGAGAAACACAUUCUGGAAGCUGUGAUCUUGGGCCUGGACCAUGUGUUGAAACAAACAAGGGACGUUGUGACCAACCAAGCUGAUGGAGGAAAAGCACAAAAUUCAACCCAACCAUUAGGAGCCCAAGGAGAUUGGGGCUUUAUAGUCAAUAUAUAAGUUAAUAAAUAAGUGACAAGUCAAAUAUGAGUCUGAUUGGAACGGCCAAUGUCCAGCUUCCCAGAAGAAGGACGGGGAUAGACUGCCUUCCCGAGCUGUGUCAUGUGGGCUCCGAUUUUGAAUCUCAACCAGGACCAAUCCACCUUCAUCAAACUCACUUUUUAGGGCAUAACGGCUCAAUUUUGGUCCCAGACUCUCCAUCCUGCACUGACCAGAAGAGAACAACAAAAGAGAGCGACAGGAUGUGAAUGGAGGAAACAUUUUCAUGGCAAACUCAGAAAUGGAAAUGCUUAUAUUCAGAAUCAGAUGAGCUUCAAUAUGAAUUUGCAUCUUGCCUCUGUACUGCUUGCUAUUUUUUAAUGAUAGGAAAAAGCAUAACAGUUUAUUUUAAAUAUGAAAUAUAUUGCUAUAUUAUAAAAUAUAUUGUAACUUUCAAUUAACAUUUUGUAUCAAACUAGUCUUCAGCAGGUCCAGUGUCAGCCUGCUCUCCCAACCACUGUUUCUGGGUACAUAUUACUGUUACUGAUCGCCUGACACCCAGACCUAGGGUCCUCAGCCUACAGAACUGCCACACUCAAAUUCUCUGAGACCCAGCUAUUAGAGACAAAAGAACAUUAUUCCAAGCUUAGAAGAAUAACUCUACCCUAAAUCCUAUCAAGCCAUUUCAGAAGAGAUUUUAAAAGCCAUCACUCCUUUAGUUGCUGUGCAGAGCCAGUUUAAUAAAAGUGCAGACUCUUUCUAUAUAAAUGCAAAGGCCCCAUUAUGUAAAUUAUAUGUCUCCAACUCAGCCAGCCAGUUUUUCCUUUGGCAAUAUCACAAUUGGGCAUAAGGAAAAGUCUUGUUCUCCUGUGACAUGAAAGACUCGAAAUUCUAAGCAUUAUGACUUUCUAUGUCAGAGUGAAAUGGGAUUGGUAUUCCAGUGACAAUGAGAACCCACUGCACAGAUGUGCUUUUAUGAAUUGGCAGUACCCUGGUGGGAACAAGAUUUCCACAUAGUUAUCCACAACAUGGAGCAUAGCUCCUAAGGGAAUGAGGGAGGAGACAGGACAUGCACAGCAAAAUCCAGCAUGGAGCUGGGCUGCUUUUUCUGCUAGUUUACUCUAGCUGGGAGGAAAGAAAGCAUUUUAAUCAAGAUGUUUUCCUUUAUACACAAAAUUAGGGGAAAUUCUCCACUUAAACAUCUUAUGAAAUCCAUCCCCCUCCUUCUCUGGUGUAGCAGUGGAAACACACAUACAAAUGAUCGCUUCCCCCCUCUCAAUGGCCAAGGGACUACUUCUAGGUAAAAACAGGAUGCGUUUGGUUACAGGCAAAAGUUUCCAAGAAUCAUUGCCCAAGGGGGUCUACAUGCGAUGCAAGCCAGGAAGCAUCAGUGUCGAUUUAACUGAGGGUGAGUAGCUCUUCCCUUCUGAAAAUACCCAGAUGUAUUGAUAGUGCAAAAUAACAGACUUUCUCUGGGAAAAAGGCUGGAAUCUUCUCAAGCCUCCACUCACUUGAGUUGAAAUGGAAGUAAGACUGGGGCCUCAGUGGCCCUGUGAUAUUAGUGGUACCCCCCCAUCCUGCAAUGGUAUUAGUCAUUCAUGCCCUGUGAAAGAUACCUGAAUGGCCAGCUUCAAUAUGCUUGUGUAGCUGAGACCUCAUUCAAACACACAUUUUAUAUUCUUGUGGAGCUAAAUUCUCUUAGUGUGUGUGUACAGCUCCUCAGUUCCAUGGCAGGCUGGGCUCCAUUAAGUCAUCAGAACUCCAGGGCACCUGUUUUUAACAGGUUACUCGGUCACUGAAUAAUGGAAAUUAGUUUAUUCUCAAUUUUAUAAUUGACUGAUGAAUGUAUUGGUGGUGAUUGAUUUGUCUUGUAAUACUUUUCUGCUACUAAAUUGAACUGUCUUAGCUUUUCCUUCUAGCACUUCUCAGACUGAAUAAGACUUUACAUUUAUAGAGAGUGAAUAUUUUCUGAUUUUUCCCCCUUAUUAUUCAGUCUACAUCAAGGAAAACAAUACAGCUUUCCAAUGUGGGGAAAGCAGACCUCUUGACAGUAAUUCAAUUAACCCCUUCUACUCAGUGUGGACCACAAGCCAGCUGCAUGAGCACCACUUGGGAACUUGUUAGAAAUGCAGAACCUCAGGCCCAUGAACAAUCUGUCAAAUGAAAUUUUAACAAGCUCUCCAGGUUAAAAAAAAAAAAAAUAGACCUCCCAGGUGGUCUAUAUAUACAUGAAAUGUUGAGAACCACUGACCUCAUCACCUCAGCUAUGGUAACCAACCAAUAUCAUUAAUAAUUGGCAAAUUAAAGCAUUUCUUCUUUGACCCUCAUUUACAGACUAGAAUUGCGGGAUGAAGUAAAGGUCCUGGAUGUUCAUAAGGAUAAAAACGAAUGCACCUUACAAUUUUCUGUGAGGCCAUAUAACAUGGAUGGUGUACACAAAACAAUAGAAAGCCAAAAAGAGGCAGUAUCAUCCCAGUCAAAUUUAAAAAGCAUCCACUUUCAUAGUUUUGAGUCACCUGAGAGUCCUGUCUUAGAUUUUUUCAUUUUCCUUUAUGCUGGCAGGGCUUCAGACUAGCAGGUGGUCCCUCAGGCUGGGUCCCUUGGGCGCCCAGCGGGCUCUCUGCUCAGCGCUGACAGAGCCACAUCUGUGUUCCUUCCUUGAGAAGCUCAGCAUCCACACAAGGGAACUCUCCUCCCCUAGAGGAAACUGGCCAGAGAAGUUAGUUUAACUGUCAAGACACAUUCCUAAUCUCUUUUUCAACCAAUUCAGAGAGACUCCAAAGUGAGCAAGGAAAGAGGUGAAUCCUGAUAUUGGCACCAUAAAUCGAUAUGUACCCAGAAACAGUUAUGUUCUGAACUAAUGGCUUUAACCUGUUCAUUGUAAAAAGUGCCUUGGACUUCAAUCUAAAGAGGUCAGUAUAAAUAUAUAUGUGUGUGUGUGUGACUUAUGUAGGCAAAUAUUUACAUAUUUAUACAUACAUAGGUGCACACACAUGUACCCGCACAUUCAUAUAUAAUAUAUACAUACAUAUAUAAGCGCUUCGUAAUAUAUCACAUUGCUAUUCGCAGCUCCAUUUCUUUUGUCUGGUUCUAUGUUUGUUUAGUGAGACCUUUACAUAGAGAGGUUCUAUUCAGGACAUCGAUGUAUUUUUUUGUUUGUUUUUUACUUU
This is a messenger RNA of Talpa occidentalis (Iberian mole), 8065 nucleotides long. It is a transcript of the gene KCNN3, whose product is annotated as potassium calcium-activated channel subfamily N member 3. Bases 353 to 2602 code for a protein of 749 amino acids. NCBI's taxonomy places the organism in Eukaryota, Metazoa, Chordata, Mammalia, Eulipotyphla, Talpidae. Gene Ontology annotation, biological process: potassium ion transmembrane transport. The record is from RefSeq and is a predicted model, not a curated record. The transcript has 10 exons. Gene Ontology annotation, molecular function: small conductance calcium-activated potassium channel activity; calmodulin binding. Gene Ontology annotation, cellular component: neuron projection; neuronal cell body; plasma membrane.